UUUUGUAAGAAGAUAUAGGUACCAAAUAUACAGUAAACUCUUUUCUGUGUAGAAUUAACGACCAUUGAACGACAUGCAUGAGAUAAGCUAAAUAUAUGCGUGUGAUAAAUAUGAAAAAACAAAGCACUUGCCAGGAGUUACAGAAUAUGUCUCAACGGAUGUAAAUCAGUAAAAGAGCAAUUUGUUUAAAACAAACAUGUAUGUAUUACAUGUGAAACGGAUUUUAUUUCUACUGUUUGUUUGUUCUAUUCUCCAUCUUGGAUAUUCUUGCUUUUCCGACACUACUAUGAACUCAUGUGGCUGUUCCAACAAAAAAUCAAGUAACUCCAAAGAUGUCUACUGCCAUAGAACCAGUGAAUUUUACAAAAUAUUUCAAGCUGGGAUAUUUCCGGACGAUGUCAUUUCUAUUGACCUGUCGGACAACUGGAUUAAAAAUAUCAGUUCGCAGCUUUUUCCUGCAGCAAUUUCCCAGCUAUUAAAAAGUGUCACUUCUUUGAUAUUGGCGGAAAACCAAAUAAGUUAUAUUGGGCCUUCAACCUUCACUAAUUUCAGGAAUCUCAAGAGACUCAAUCUGAGUCAUAAUAACAUCGGGAGACUCGACAGAUCCAUGUUUCUGGGCCUUACCAGCCUUGAACGACUGUAUUUGAACAAUAAUAUUUUCCCCCUCAUACCAGGAGACACAUUCACAUCUCUGACAUCGCUUAAAAGAUUGAAUGUGUCAUCAACCCACUUAGUAUGCAACUGCAUGAUGAAGGAAUUUCUGGUAUGGUCUAAAAUGAAUAGAACAACCAAACUUAAACUGAACGGUGCAUGCACAGUGCCUUUAUCUAUGAAAGGAAUCAACUUAAAAAGAGUGAAAAUUAAACGGUUGAAAUGUGACGUGUUAUCCGAUCUUCCAUACUUUGAUAUACGACCCGCUAAACAGCAAGUGGUGUUUGAAGGCGAUUCAAUUUCAUUGCAUUGUGAGGGCACCGACCUUUUCCAUGCCAAGAUCAAUUGGAGUUUAAAUGGUGUUCGCAUAAGCAACUCGUCAAUGCAAAUGUUUAACCAAACCUUUCGUCGAUCUUAUGAUACGUCAGUUGUAUCAAGUAGACUUACACUACCUAAUCUAACUGCACAAUAUUCAGGGGUGUGGGGGUGCACUAUCUCAUCAAAUAUUUCCUUCGUAUCAAAACAUACUGAGAUCAAGGUGCUCAAAACCACAGCCAAGUAUUGUGACAGGGUGAAUGUCACAAACGAUAUGGGCAACUUCACGUGGCACGAAGCCGUGACGGGUGUCACGGUACGUUACAACUGCACUGAACCACAACAAGAAAUUACCAUGGAACCACACAUAGCAUCACGACAGUGUAUACUACCAGGUGUUUGGUCCAUUGGCAACUACUCACAAUGUCAGUUCCAUGACCCACUUGCAAGAUAUUCUAAGAUGAUGCUUGAACGAAACAUAUCACGGGAAAAUGCUUGGUCAGUGUGCAGUAAUGCAGUCGGUAACCUGAGUGGGGUGAUUGUCCGCGAUUCAAUCGGUUUCCAACUGUUGGGUGAAGUGAUCGGAAACUGCAGUGAACAUUUACAAGAGAACAUGAUAUCUCUUAGUAGUUCAAUACUGGAGUUAAUGGGUAAGUCCAUGUCAUCCCAUGCAUUCUACUCCAUACUGCCUUCGCAUGAAGUGGUUCAAACAUGUAACAAGCUACAACGAAUACUGAAAACAACUGCUAUAGGAUUCCUUUCAAAUAUGACAAACAUAAACAUGAAAUCUUCAAAUAUUGCGUUAGCUGGUUAUAACUUUAACGUUACCGACCAAAAGUAUAUCUACUGCUCCAUCUCUGAGGCGAUUGAAUGGACAGAAUUGACAAAAUAUCCAGAAUUGGAAUUGGCGUCACAAAGCACUCUCCUCCUACCACCUGCUGUUCCAACUGCGUUUUUGAAUGGAAAUUCAAUAAACAAACUCUACAUUGCUGUUUACAAGAACGGCAAUUUGUUUCAAUCUUCCACUACAACAACAAUGAGUCUUAUGGAAUACAAAGCAUGGAAAAAUCACCUUCAAUCCAGCCAGCAAGAAGAUAAAGGCAAAAUAGUCGCCAAACAAGUUGAUUUUCUUGCCGAUAUGACAAAAUUUAAGCAGGAAUUAAAAAAGAAUAUAAAACCUGAUCCUGAACGACACGUUCUUGUGUCGAGCAUAUAUUCCGUGCAUGUGAACAAUAGAAAUGUGGUGAAUCUCACCAAACCUGCUGUAUAUAUCUUCCAUACACAAGAGUCAGUUUCCCAAUUGAACUUGGAUUAUGAGCAUUACAUUGCUAUGUGGAAUGGUAGUGGUUGGAACAGAGCUCAUCAUCACUGUAUAUUCAACCAUACAACUCGUGAUCAGCAACAACAUAAUAUAACCGUCAUACAAUGUGAUGUUCUUGCUACGUUUGCUAUUAUGAAGAACAUUCAAGAUCCUAACAGUAGAGGAGGCAACAAUGGCAGACAAACAACUCUCACCCACCCCACAGUGUAUGCUGGAUCUGCUGUGCUUACACUUACUCUACUACUCAUGCUCAUCACAUAUGCAGUGUUCAGAAACUUGUUGCUGUCGCGUGACGCCCGCCACAUGAUCAUCAACACAACGUUACACCUCCUCGUUGCUGUCCUUACGUUCACUGUCGGUGUUUGGAGCAUUAGUUCAAAGGUGAUGUGUUAUGUAACCGGCAUCUUACUUCACUACUCCUCACUAUCUGUUCUACUAUGGAUUACAUUAUCUAGUGGCAACAUAUGCAAGGAGAUGUUGGCUGCUCAACAACCACCAUUGUUGGAACCAAAACCUUCAAAACCAAUGUUAAGAUUUUACUUGAUUGGUUGCGGAAUCCCGAUUAUUAUUUGUGGAAUCACGGCUUCUGCCAAGAUUGAAAAUUACAAUGGUGACGGUGGUCAAUACUGUUGGUUGUCAUGGGAGACAAGUUUAUAUGCGUUCUACGCACCAGCUGCUUGCAUCGCAAUCUUCUGCAUCCUCGUCUUACUUCGAAUCCUUGCCACGCUCAACUGCGCUCCUAGUGGUGAAAUGAAGAGGAAGUCACGAAAACGAAGAAAGCGAGAAUAUAGUAAAGAGUUUAUAGGGGAAGACACACCUCUACAAUACAUGGAAUCUUCAUUCACUCAACAUUCCAAUCCAGUUAACAACUCUUUCUCUAAGGAUGUUGAAAAUGAACAAAGUUCGAAGACAAGAUUACAAGGUGUCGCGCUUAUUCUUGUUUUAUUUAUAACAACGUGGGUGACGGCUGCAAUGACGGUUGCAGCUCCAAGAAUACAGGAACAAAAGAUAUCAAGUCAUGUCCGACAAACUUUGUUCAACCAAAAUUAUUUCAAGUUUUUCAAGCAAGAAGAGCCGACUCCAUCCAUCGAUCUUCAUCUCAUCUUCUCGUGCAUCUUCGCGAUGAUGUGUAUCGCCAUGUCAUCCUUCCUCCUCAUCCAACAUCUUACUUCGAGAUCAGAUGUCCGGAGGAGCUGGAGGAACCUUUGUAACAGGAGGAAGAAAAAGGUCCUGGAGGCAGAGAGCAACAUCCAGAUCAACAAUGACAUCGCAACUAACAUCCCGGAUCGGAAACGAGAGAACACCGUCACUACUGCUGCAACUGAUCCAACAACGACUGAAACUGCUCUUCAUCUCACAACUGGAGGAGAGAGCUCUCGUGGUAAUCUCACUUCUCGUCACAGUCCAUUUGGCCGGAACAGCUCUGCUCCCCUGCCCGGUGGCACAUAUGACACAUCCCGCGCCAGCAGUGCACAUAAGUGCGCACAGUUUCACAGGGAGAAAGCAUUAAGCAACACACUCACUGAGAGUGGUCUGCUUGUCCCACAUUCCAAUUCAUCAUUACUGUUGCCAUCUGAUCCAAACAACUUCUACACACUUACGGAACACCAACAUGGAGAUUCUUUCCACUCCCCUUCACAAGAGUGGGGUUACCAUGGUUAUGGACAACAUUACUAUAAAAGCAGUUCAAAACCAGUGAAAAUGACCAAUUUACAGCAACACCAGUUGGAUUCGAGCAUGACCGAACACAGCUUUGAUGACAGUCACAACAACAUGCAUACCAUACCUGUUGUUCUUCAACACACACAACCAAAAAUUGACAACAAAGUUUUGUAUCACAGAUAUCAGAAAAUGCGAAAAGCUUUAGAUGCGAAACGUAACAGACAGAAGAAGCUUACAGUUCUUCGUGAAUACGCUCAAGAUCCGCUCACAAGCAAUGAUGAGUCUCCCACCAAACCACAGAAGUCAAUCGACAAAAGUUCGGAACAGAUUCCACUUCUAUCUAACGUGAGCAAAUGCCACAAUGCUAAUGAAGAUGAGAUGGGUUUGGACAAUUUAGUCAACACAGAUAAUAUCAUUACACUUCCCAUGCCAAAGCCUGCAGAUGAGGGCGAGCAAAAUUACAGGUUGCUGCUUAUUUCAUCUCCAAAUAAGAAGAAGGGUGAAACAUGUAUGCAGGGGAAGUAUGGUCAACGUAAAAGGGUGACGGGCGACCCCAAUCUUGUGUCAUCAUACAGAAGAAAAUCACUGCAACAGAAUACAGUGCCCUUGGAACCUGGUGGAAGCAGCAGAAGUGCAAAGAGAAGGAGACCGCCGGCUUCUAGGAGACGAGCCAGGCAGCGUGCCACAAGGCAUGAGACUCAGAUAAAAGCUGCGGCCUCCCAUACUGAAGCCACAGCUUCUCAGGUUGAAGCCACGGCACCUCCAGUUACUGAUAAUGUCAGUGUCAAGAGCAGAAUGUCAGCUAACCAAGCAGCUGCUGAAGCUAGGAGCUCGGGGUGGGCCAUGCACCAAGACAAAGCACACAACUACCUUACUGCACAGGACUUGUUCUCAGGAGCAAUGCACCUUCCAUCAAGAAAAUCUUCAAGUUGCCAGGCACCAAGCAACACCGAGCCACAGAACCCAGGUUUUCAAAUUAUAGACAUGGAUGACAAUAACGUGGGCCAUGAAAAUGCCACAACUUCUCCUACAGAAGACACAGACCUGGCUUACGCUGCUUUGCGAAACGAAACAAGCGUGUAAUGCUUGAACCAGCAUUUCUACCAACGAGUGUCUCAUCUUCAAUAAGUAUUAUAAUCCAUCAUUUUUUUAUUGCAUCUCAUUGUGCUAAUUCGCAUACAUUGUCAUGCCUCAUAGUUAUAUGCAAACGCCAAACUUUAAACUUUGCGCUCAUUUUUAAAGCAAGUGCGAUUACCAUAAGCUUUUCAAUCGGAACUAUAAGAUCCCAGGUGCUAAAAAUUUACUUUUUUACCAUUUUAUGCAGUUCAAUUUGUCAGAUUUUACCAUUUUUUUAUUGUUUUUUUUAAGCAUUGUACAGAAAUCACUAAACAGUUACUGCCUUUGCUAAUUCUAAAUGUUCAAUGUGAACAUCUUAUGUAAACUGUAAAUAUUAUUACUAACCAAGGAACAUCACUUAACGUAAUCUGAUCAUGCUUACGACAUCUAAUACUCGUUUCAAACCACUGGACCAUCACAAUAUUUUGUAGAUAUUUUCACUUUUCCAUUCGUUCUUACCUUUAUUCACGAACCCGCUUUUGUAGUUGUAAGCCACUACCUCCAUUCUGCUGAAAAUACAUCACCAAGCGCUACAAAUUGUUAA
This is a messenger RNA of Ciona intestinalis (vase tunicate), 5609 nucleotides long. RefSeq names its product adhesion G protein-coupled receptor A3. The record is from RefSeq and is a predicted model, not a curated record. Gene Ontology annotation, molecular function: protein binding; G protein-coupled receptor activity. Gene Ontology annotation, cellular component: plasma membrane. Lineage: Eukaryota; Metazoa; Chordata; Ascidiacea; Phlebobranchia; Cionidae. Gene Ontology annotation, biological process: G protein-coupled receptor signaling pathway; cell surface receptor signaling pathway.